AUGUCCCACCUCUCCUACUUCAACGAUCCCGCCGCCGGAAAACACCUCCGCGAAGCCUACAACUUCUCCCAAUCCGUCCGCGUCGGCCCAAACAUCCACCUCUCCGGCCAAGGCGGCUGGAACGAGAAACUGGAGUUUUCCUCCGACUUGAGCGAACAUCUCGAGCAAGCUUACCUGAAUAUCGAGACUGCGUUGAGGGCGGCUGGGGUUGAGAGGGGGUGGGAGGGGGUUUGGAGUGUGAGGAGUUAUCAUUGUCCGAUGAAUGAGGAGGCUUUUGAUAAGAUGGUCGAGCUGAAUAAGAAGUACAUGCCCAAUCAUGCACCGAUUUGGACCUGUGUUGGGGUCGCUGCAUUGGCUUUGCCGCCGAUGAUGGUGGAGAUUGAGGUCGUUGCUCAUAUACAGGAAUGA
Saitoella complicata NRRL Y-17804 is the source of this 408-nucleotide messenger RNA. Its product is annotated as L-PSP endoribonuclease family protein. NCBI's taxonomy places the organism in Eukaryota, Fungi, Ascomycota, Saitoellomycetes, Saitoellales, Saitoellaceae. Gene Ontology annotation, molecular function: deaminase activity. Gene Ontology annotation, cellular component: cytosol. The record is from RefSeq and is a predicted model, not a curated record. The transcript is spliced from 2 exons. Bases 1 to 408 code for a protein of 135 amino acids.